GCCACAAGCAUCCCUGGGUGCACGUUCUCCCCUGCGUGGAUGAUGCUGGCCACGAGCCUGCCUACUGUCUGCCCACCAUCUCGUUGCAUUCAGCUGUGACGCCUGAGUGUGGGCGCGGAUGUGACUGAAACGAGUGCAAAAAGAGAGAGAAGAACAAGGACAAGAGUUAUUCCAAGUUGGGGUGCGGUGCUGCCUUGAUUUCUUGGAUUCCAACUAGUAGGCGUGUCUUAGCGUCUGGUCUCCAUCGAGCUCUCAUGGAAGCUCAGGGAAUCAUGGCCACCGGUGACGGAAUUAUCGCUGCACUACCCUCGCUUGAAUCUUCAAGCCUGGACCCUCUCCAUGUGUUGCCUGCAUCCUCGUCGACCGCCGCACGAUCCCUCGCAACCUCAAUCCCCGCCUUAACCGCCAGCUUCUCCGUCGUGUCCGGCUUCUCUUCGCAUCUCCCUCCCCCGCCAAUAACCCCUCCAGCACCUUCAACCAUGGUGGGGUGGAUCGGCUGGAUCUUUUCCUUCAUUUUCCAGGUCAUUCCAAGUGUCUUAUACUGGAUCGUUACCUUUACGACCAUCACGUUGCCCACAUGGCUGUUUACGCUCUUUUCUAUGAGCCUGACCUUCACCAUGAACUUCACGACCUUACUCUUGAUCGCGCUGGCCGUGGUCUCGACCAUCAGUUGGUUUAUCCGCUAUCGUUUCCUGAACAUGUACAGUCGUCUGCCUCCAGAACCCCAGCGCAAGGAACCCCAGCUCGAUCUCUUCCCCGACGUACCGGACAGCGACACGAAACCGGGCUUGGCAAACUAUUUGGAUGAGUUUUUGAGCGCCAUCAAAGUCUUCGGCUACCUCGAGCGGCCUGUGUUCCACGAAUUGACCCGCACCAUGCAGACAAGGAAAUUGAUCGCCGGCGAAACGCUCCUGCUGGAGGAAGAGAAAGGGUUCUGUUUGGUUGUUGACGGCUUGGUCCAAAUCUUCGUCAAGUCCAUGCGGGACAGGAAGUCGGGUACAGACGAAGAGCUGAACCGCAUGGCAGGUGAAUCUUCCGACGAAGACGAUCAUCGACCGGACGGAAGGCAGGGAUACCAACUGCUGACCGAAGUAAAGAAUGGCGCUUCGAUGUCCUCGCUGUUUUCCAUCCUGUCGCUGUUUACCGAGGAUGUCCAAUUACGAUAUGCGGAUAGCUCAGCUUCCAGCGCUUCUAGUAUAGGUCCUGGUCUUGCCAUUGGCCCCGACUCGUUUCCGGCGAGCCCUCGGGAAAUGGACGACUCUCCUCAUGUUUAUCAAGGAGAUCGUCUUGACCCGGCCUCUCACAGGAACAGCCCGGCCGAAGACCUACCGGCUGUGCCACCAUUAAAUCUCGGCGAAAGCCAAGUUCCACCUGCCCACUCUGCUCGCUCUGGAAGCAGGAAGUACUCGGGCAAAACGCGUAGGAAGUCAGUGCAUCCAGAUAUUGUUGCACGAGCGAUGGUAGAUACGACAAUCGCGAUCAUCCCCGCAAGCGCAUUCCGACGCUUGACCCGAGUAUACCCGAAAGCGACUGCCCAUAUCGUCCAGGUUAUCCUUACGCGCCUACAGAGAGUCACCUUUGCUACAGCGCACUCCUAUCUGGGUCUAAAUAACGAGGUGCUGGGAAUCGAGAAGCAGAUGACAAAAUUCACAACUUACGAUUUGCCAAAUGAGCUGCGUGGGUCUGCUCUGGACCGUCUUAAGGACAAGUUCAUCAAAGAGCGAGAUCGCCUAGGUCAAGAGGAAGUUACCAAAGGGAUUGCGUUGCAUAACCCGUAUGGAGGGCGAAGACCCCGGUCGAGUAGCUUUCGAAGGAAGGAAGCCGCUCUUCAGGCAAAGAUGGCCGCGUCUAAACGGCCAGUCUCCAUGGUUGCUCAGGAUAGUGCACUGAGUGAUCGCGAAAACUCAGGUGUGAGUCCUGGAGAUCUUCUAUCGACCAUUCAGCUUUCGCGCUUCGGUCCGAGAUACGAGCACCUCGCCCCCCGGUUACUGAGUCCGCUUACGGAGAAAGAACACUCCCCCUUACGGUCCCCAUCUCCAAUGAUCCCGGGACGUGGAUCUCCUUUUCACCGGAAAGAGUCCUUGGACGAAGAUGCGCUCUUCCGUGAAUCGAUCCUGGAGUGCAUUAUGAAAGGAAUCGGCUUGACCGGAAGCACCAAUGACUUCUUGCGUAAGAGUAGUCACCCUUCAGGCGACGUUUCUCCGAAGCUCCUCUCGUAUGAUUCUCGCCGUCAGAAAGCCGUCUUUAGCAACAACGCGUUUGGGUUCAUUGAUCCCUACGAAGGCUCAGCGGAUGGUGAGAGCGAAUCCAUGAUGUCCAUGUCCGUUACCAGUGCCGGUGGCACCUCGCCCAUUGUCAACUUGAGGGAAGAGCUCCGAAACGACAUUGAAAUUGUCUACUUCCCUCAGGGUUCGGUUCUUGUUGAGCAAGGCGAGCGCCAUCCGGGUUUGUACUACGUCGUUGAUGGUUUCUUGGAUGUUGGUAUUCCCGUAGACGACAAAGAAGAAGACCUUGUGGGAUCAUCCAGACCAGCACAUGAGGAACUGUUCCCUACGCUAAGACGCACCAACACGAGUUCUUCUCGUGUGUCGGGAUCGGCAGCGGCAGCAAACGAUCCUAGGCGGAAGAAGCAGUCACGGAAGUCACUCUAUUUGAUUAAGCCCGGUGGGAUCCAAGGCUAUGUGGGCGCUGUCGCAUCUUACCGCUCGUAUACCGAUGUUGUUGCGAAGACAGAUGUAUACGUAGGAUUCCUUCCACGGGCGUCUUUGGAAAGGAUAGCGGAGCGGUACCCUUUGGCCCUGUUGACGUUGGCAAAGCGGCUGACCAGUCUGCUCCCGCGGUUACUUCUCCAUAUCGACUUCGCCCUGGAAUGGGUGCAAGUAAGUGCUGGCCAGGUGAUCUAUCACCAGGGCGACGAGAGCGAUGCCAUCUAUCUUGCUUUGAAUGGGCGUCUGCGGUCUGUACAUGAAGGCCCCAAUGGCAAGAUGACCGUUGUCGGUGAGUACGGCCAGGGAGAAAGCGUGGGUGAACUGGAGGUGAUGACCGAAUCGACUCGCCCGGCGACUCUCCAUGCCAUCCGCGAUACUGAACUCGCCAAGUUUCCCCGGACUCUCUUCAACAGUCUCGCCCAAGAACAUCCGGGAAUCACUAUUCAGGUCUCCAAACUCAUUGCACAACGGAUGCGGGACCUUGUUGAGACUCCGGUGGCCGAGAAGGGAAGUGAACCUGGUGCUUCUGGCACAGUGAAGACGGCAAAGUCGACGCUCAAUCUUCGUACUGUUGGCAUCCUUCCUGUAACAGCAGGAGUUCCCGUCGUCGAAUUUGGCAACAGGCUGCUACAGGCGCUUCACCAGAUUGGGGUGACCAACGGCGCCACGUCUCUCAAUCAAGCGGCUAUUCUGAACCAUCUAGGCAGACAUGCCUUCAGUAAAAUGGGUAAACUGAAGUUGUCACAGUACCUGGCGGAUCUGGAGGAGAAGUACGGCAUGGUCCUCUACAUCGCGGAUACGACUGUGAACUCUCCGUGGACGCAAACGUGUAUUACACAGGCUGACUGCGUCUUGCUGGUUGGCCUUGCGGAGUCGACGCCUAGUAUCGGUGAAUACGAGAGGUUUCUGCUUGGGAUGAAGACGACCGCUCGGAAAGAAUUAGUUCUUCUGCACGGGGAACGCUACUGCCCUCCGGGACUGACUCGCCAGUGGCUGAAGAAUCGUGUUUGGAUCAAUGGAGGCCAUCAUCAUGUACAGAUGGCCUUCCGACUGACGGCAGAGCCAUCUCAUCCCCAGACCAAACGCUUCGGGACAGUCUUAAAGCAGAGAGUUCAGGUCAUUCAGGCUGAAAUCCAGAAGUACACCUCACGCCGUAUCCGCCAGUCGCCCCUAUACUCCGCACAGACACCAUUCAAGGGUGACUUCCAUCGCUUAGCGCGUCGGCUCUGUGGCCGGUCUGUGGGGCUUGUGCUUGGUGGUGGAGGUGCCAGAGGCAUUGCCCAGGUUGGUGUAAUCAAGGCUCUAGAAGAAGCAGGCAUUCCCAUCGAUAUCAUUGGCGGCACUUCAAUUGGUUCUUUCAUCGGAGCCCUGUAUGCACGGGAUGCUGACGUUGUGCCCAUGUAUGGCCGUGCAAAGAAGUUCGCUGGCCGCAUGGGAAGCAUUUGGCGAUUCGCUCUGGACCUGACAUACCCUACCGUCUCCUAUACUACUGGGCAUGAGUUCAACCGUGGCAUCUUCAAGACCUUCGGGGAUAGUCAGAUCGAAGACUUCUGGCUGGAGUUUUACUGCAACACCACCAACAUUAGUCGAUCGCGUGCCGAAUAUCACUCUUCCGGCUACACGUGGCGGUAUGUACGUGCAUCCAUGUCAUUAGCCGGCUUGAUCCCGCCCAUCUGCGACGAAGGUAGCAUGCUCCUUGAUGGCGGCUACAUUGACAAUCUUACGGUCGACCAUAUGAAAGGGCUGGGUGCGGAUGUGAUCUUUGCGGUUGACGUGGGCUCGAUUGACGACAACACCCCGCAAGGGUAUGGCGACUCCCUGUCCGGGUUUUGGGCCGUGGUGAACCGCUGGAAUCCGUUCAGCUCGUGCCCUAACCCGCCUACGUUGUCUGAAAUUCAGGCGCGCCUGGCGUAUGUGUCCUCGAUUGAGAAUCUCGAACGUGCCAAGAACACCCCUGGGUGUCUGUACAUGCGCCCGCCCAUUGAUCCAUACGGGACCCUGGACUUUGCGAAGUUUGACGAGAUCUACCAGCUGGGAUAUGCGUAUGGCAAGAAUUACUUGGAGAAGCUGAAGCGAGAGGGAUCACUUCCGAUUCCCGAAGAGACCGAGGAGAAGAAGAAGCUCCAGCGGACUCUGGCGCCCCGUCGCGCCAGUAUCUAAUGUUCGUGUCCCUCAUACGAUGCUAUAGUUGACUGCGACCGAGCCGGCCGGGGUGGGAUAGUUCUGUUUUCCAUGUAUCACUCUUUUUCUCCCGGAUUUUCAGCGGUGAUCUUCUGCUUUAUACCCGAGACUAUCCCCCUCUUUGCUGUGCAAGAGUUGUAGAUAGAUACGUAUAGAUAGACGUGUAACCGAGAGAAUUCAU
Messenger RNA from Aspergillus eucalypticola CBS 122712, 5070 nucleotides. RefSeq names its product lysophospholipase (gene nte1). Gene Ontology annotation, cellular component: endoplasmic reticulum. The coding region runs from base 273 to 4868 and encodes 1531 amino acids. Gene Ontology annotation, molecular function: phosphatidylcholine lysophospholipase A1 activity. The record is from RefSeq and is a predicted model, not a curated record. Lineage: Eukaryota; Fungi; Ascomycota; Eurotiomycetes; Eurotiales; Aspergillaceae. Gene Ontology annotation, biological process: lipid metabolic process. The transcript has 2 exons.